Lucilia cuprina (Australian sheep blowfly) is the source of this 348-nucleotide messenger RNA. It is a transcript of the gene RpL37A, whose product is annotated as 60S ribosomal protein L37a. Gene Ontology annotation, molecular function: structural constituent of ribosome. Bases 66 to 344 code for a protein of 92 amino acids. The record is from RefSeq and is a predicted model, not a curated record. Gene Ontology annotation, biological process: translation. Gene Ontology annotation, cellular component: ribosome. NCBI's taxonomy places the organism in Eukaryota, Metazoa, Arthropoda, Insecta, Diptera, Calliphoridae. The transcript has 3 exons.
CAGCCAACUUCACACGGUAAACCGUUUCUUUCCGGUUGAAUUUUUGACAGAUCAACAACUAAAAAAUGGCCAAACGCACCAAGAAGGUUGGAAUCGUAGGUAAAUAUGGUACCCGUUAUGGUGCUUCCCUACGUAAAAUGGUCAAGAAAAUGGAAAUCACCCAGCACAGCAAAUAUACCUGCUCGUUCUGCGGCAAGGAUUCCAUGAAGCGCGCCUGUGUUGGCAUCUGGUCCUGCAAGCGUUGCAAGCGCGUCGUAGCUGGUGGUGCCUGGGUAUACUCUACCACUGCUGCUGCCUCCGUACGUUCUGCUGUACGUCGUCUUCGUGAAACCAAGGAACAAUAAACUG